Schizosaccharomyces cryophilus OY26 is the source of this 1110-nucleotide messenger RNA. Its product is annotated as golgin subfamily A member. The transcript has a single exon. The coding region runs from base 93 to 929 and encodes 278 amino acids. The record is from RefSeq and is a predicted model, not a curated record. Lineage: Eukaryota; Fungi; Ascomycota; Schizosaccharomycetes; Schizosaccharomycetales; Schizosaccharomycetaceae.
GCUUGGUUUGUUCUUGCCUUUAGCCAAUAGCCAUACGUAACAAGCAGACAGGUACAUUCGCUCUACAUGUAGCAAACGAAUGCAUAACUUCAAUGGGGUCCCGAGUAAAUCUAAAAGAAAAUGAAACCAAGGAAAAUGUACCUGAAGAAUUCGAGGGUAUAAAGCCCAUAACAAGUCCGAAAAUGGAAGGUCCUUGUACAAUAUCGAUUUUUACGCCGUCUAUCAGAAAUGUAACGAAAGCUGAUGAGAAAGCUAUCUCAAAUACAAAUUUCAUUACUACGAAUGUUUAUGUAAAUAUGUUUCAUGGAAUUAUCAAUCGUUCAUUAAAGACGAAGGCAAGAACAUUGGGUUUACCGAUAUCGUUUUCGAAACCAGCUUCUACAAAGGCUUUAUAUGCACAAUUCCCACCUAUUUGUGUCCAUUCUCGGAGCUCGGAAGUCACAAAAGGCUUUCCCUUGGUCUAUUUUCCAGAUGACCUUUCGAAGCAUGAUGUUAGCGAUGAAGAUUGGAAGUCGUUCAUACACGAUAUAAACAUGGCAUGUUCCUUUAGUGAAGUUGCUCUUCUAGGAUCUGGUAGUCUUGUAGGUUUAGUAUCCCUUGGAGUUUCUCGAUUCAUUAUCAGCUACUACAUUGAAAAAUACGUUGAUAAUGUCCGUUUCCCUGUGGUUCGGGGGUUUAUUGAAUUAUGGAACAAGAACUUUUUUCACCAAAGAAAGAUUCAUGUCUUUUUUUUAAAUCCGGACGAGGUUGCGGAACAGAAAAGUCGAGCAAUAGAGAUGUACCAAAAGCAAAAGGGAUCUACAGGAGUCUUUUCCAAGAUGAUAUCUAAGAGACAGUGGAACAAACAACAUCAUCACAUUUCAGAUAGUGGACAUUCAAGAAUGCUAAUUGUCUCCUUUGAUUCAACUGGUAUGCCAUUUGUACCAUAAUAUAAAAGAGCAUAAUCAGAUAAAAAGGUUUUAUCAUCUAUUUGCGUUUUCAAAAAUUACAUAAAUUAUAUACUUAAUUUUUUUUGUUUUUUGUUUUUGAAAAAUCAUUCAUUCAUUAAAAAUCAUUGAUCCUAUACUAUACUAAUUUUAAAAGUGUAUCUACCGUCUUACAAUUCACAGA